AUAUGGGUCUGGAGGUGGAAAAUUAAGGCGUUAUGAUUUUUAGAAUGGGAGGAAGAAACAUAAGUGCAAAAAUGAAAAAUUCCUGCGUCCAGGGGUUAAUAGCUGGAGGACACAUUCGUACUCCCACACAAACUACCGCCGGUCUCACGCCCACGCAUGCGCUUAUCAGUAAUCCGCUGGCACUACGGUAGCCCCGCCGGGCCAAAAUUCUCUAAUCGUUAGCCUCCCAUGUCUAGUGUACAAGCUGCGGCUAUAGAGACAUCCUCUGGUUCACAGACCACUCUCCAUACUGAGCCUAGUGCGCAGACAAUCCCCGCCAGUCCGCACGGUCACCGCUCCUCCCCGCACACCGCCUCCAUCUCAGACUCGUCUAAUUCAUUCGAUUGAGAUCUUGACCCCGCCCGUUUUGUUCACGUGACGCGAUGCCACGCCCAUCCAAACACCGCCGCUUGUAACGGGGACGUGGUAUGCGGUUGGCAGGGUGGUGUGUACAGUGCACAGCUGCGGCUCAUCAUCCUCACCAUGUCCGAUGCCCAGCACGUCCCUGCUCCAGCCCCGGGCACUGACCUGGUGGCCAUCCUGUGGGCUGUGGGGCAGAGGCUACUGCUCUUACUGCCCGUCUACCUGUGCGGGUACCUGGGGUUCAGCGUAGUGUUUGUCGUCCUGGGGCUGGUGCUGUUCUUGUCCUGGAAGACUACACGGAGCAACAAAUGGGCGAGCUUCAAGAUAGCCUGCGAGUCCCUGGAGAGCGAGGAGCAGAUCACAGCGCACACCAUAUUCAAGAGCAAGAAGGAGCUGCCCUCCUGGGUCACCUUUCCCGACGUAGAAAAAGUAGAAUGGUUGAACAAGAUUCUAACCCAGAUGUGGCCUUUCAUAGGGCAGUACCUGGAGAAGCUGCUUAUAGAUACUAUGGCACCUCUAGUCCGUUCAUGUAACACCCACCUGUCCACAUUCCACUUCACAAAGAUCAGUGUUGGAGAGAAGGCCCCGAAGGUAAUUGGUGUUAAAGCUCACACAGAAAUGGACAAGAAACAAAUUAUUUUGGAUCUAAAUCUGAGUUAUGUAGGAGACAUGGAAAUAGAUGUGGAGGUGAAGAAGUAUUUCUGUAAAGCCGGAGUUAAGGGCGUGCAGCUACACGGGAUGGUGCGAGUAAUCCUGGAGCCACUAAUAGGCGACGUUCCCAUCAUCGGAGCUAUCACUUUAUUCUUCAUUAGACGACCGAUGUUAGACUUAAACUGGACGGGGCUUACAAACUUGCUGGACAUCCCUGGGUUAAAUAUUAUGUCAGACACAAUGGUUAUGGACAUCAUUUCUGGCUUCCUUGUCUUGCCAAAUCGCCUCACCAUCCCACUUGCUGCGGACCUUCAUACAGCAGAACUACGCUCCCCACUGCCUAGGGGGAUUGUGCGCAUUCACCUUAUAGAGGCCAGCAAUCUGUCUCCUAAGGAUUUUCAAAUGGGAGGAUUGCUGGCAGGAAAGUCGGACCCUUACGCCAUUCUGCGUGUUGGGACACAGGUCUUCACCAGCCGCGUCAUAAAUGAAAAUCUGAAUCCUGUAUGGAAAGAAAUGUAUGAGGUUAUAGUACACGAGGUGCCAGGCCAAGAGCUUGAGGUGGAGUUGUUCGACAAGGACCCUGAUAAAGAUGACUUCUUAGGAAGAAUGAAGUUAGAUCUUGGCGAGGUGAAGAAAGCUCAAGUACUUGACAAGUGGUACCAGCUUAAUAAUACCAAAAGUGGGAAGAUACAUCUCAGACUGGAAUGGCUUACUCUCCAGCCCAAUGCUUCACAACUUGAGCAGGUCAUGAAAAUGAACAAGGAGAUAACACUGAAAACGAAUGAAGAGCCGUCUGCUGCUAUUCUUAUAGUAUACUUGGACCGGGCAGAUGAGCUCCCUUUAAAGAAGGCAGUAAAACAGCCAAAUCCUAUGGUACAACUAUCGAUACAGGACGUGACACAUGAAAGCAAGACUGUGUACAACACAAACAGCCCUGUAUGGGAAGAGCCAUUCCGAUUCUUUCUCCGUAAUCCUACUCUUUAUGACCUAGACAUACAGGUGAAAGAUGACGAUCGGCAGCUUUCUCUGGGCUCUUUGUCCAUUCCAUUGGUGAAGAUCCUUACUGCCGACCAAUUGACGUUAGACCAGUGGUUCCAGCUUGAGAACUCUGGACAAAGAAGCAGGAUCUAUCUGAAGCUGGUUAUGAGGAUUCUGUACUUGGACCCAACUGCAUGUGUGGUCACAGGAUCCGAAGUCUCUGAUAUCGAGGAGGCCACGUGUGGCUCCAGUGUGGACAUGCCCCCAAGACCGAAUCAAACCAGUCCCCCUGAGAACUUUGGCACAGAGAAUGUGCUACGCGUCUUUAUUCUGGAAGCAGAAAGCCUUAUAGCAAAGGAUAACUUCAUGGGAGGUAUGAUUAAAGGAAAGUCUGACCCCUACGUUGUGGUGCGAUCUGGAGGAAAAUCUGUGAAAACCAGAGUAAUAAAGGAGACUCUGAAUCCACACUGGGAUCAGAGUUUUGAGAUAAUAGUGACUGAUGUCCCGGGACAGGAUAUUGAGUUCCUCUUGUUUGAUAAAGAUAUUGAUAAAGAUGAUUCUCUUGGAAGCUGUAAAGUUGCAGUGAAGAAAGUACUAAAACAGAAAGCCGUCGAUGAGUGGCUGCCAUUGGAAGAAGUGAAGUCGGGAAGAUUGCAUGUGAAAGUCGAGUGUUUGUCUCUCCUUACAGAUCCUUCUCAGCUCGAUCAGGUGCUGAUGCUGAACAGCCUUUCACAGUCCGCACACAGCGAAGAGUUCUCUACGGCCCUGCUGUGCGUGUAUCUAGAGAGAGCCAGUGGUCUGCUGGUAAAGAAAGGUGUUAAACUACCUACUGCAAGUGCACAGAUAACUGUAAGAAAAGUUACCUACAUGACCAAGGUCACCACCAAAAGCAGCGAACCGGUAUGGGAUGAAAGCUGUGCAUUCCUUGUCAAGAACCCCAAAUCUGAGACACUGCAGAUUCAAGUUCAGGAUGAGUCUAAUAAGUCCCUGGGGUCUCUGUCCCUGCCACUUGCUGAUCUCUUGACUGCUGAGUCUAUGACGCUUGAUGGCUGGUUCCCUUUGAAUUCACCUGGAGCAAAUAGUGAGGUUCUUAUGAGACUUAAAAUGAGGAUCCUCUCUUCACCUAAUGUCAGUCCGGAGCUCCGUGCUCUUAGUGUCAAAUCUUCUGUACCUGUAAAACCCCCAAACCCUCAGGAUUCAUCAUUUAGCUUAGAAUCUGCUUUGGGCAAUGACGAGAGCUCUACGGGGGAGCUGAGGCACAGGGUAUCCAAUGCCAACAGCUAUCCAGAUACCACAGAAUCCAAUGCAAGUCAGCUAAAUGUAACAGUGUAUUAUCCGGCAAAAGAGGGAAAGCUUUUAGCUGUGAUGCACAAAUGCAGGAAUUUAAAUGGCAGUUCCAAGGAGCUUCCUGAUAUAUAUUUGUCAGCCAUCUUGUUACCAGAUAAAAACCGUGCCACAAAACGAAAAACAAGCAUUAAGAAACGGACCGUUCAUCCAGAGUUCAAUGAAAAGUUGGAGUGGGAAAUACCAUUGGAGGAAGCAACAAAGAGAAAACUAGAAAUCUCUGUGAAAAACAGUGUAUCCUUCAUGUCAAGAGAAAAAGAGCUUCUUGGAAAGGUUGUUAUCGACCUUUCUCAGGUGGACUUGUCUAAGGGAGUUAAUGAAUGGUAUGACCUGUCAGAAGAAAGAACAAGCGUCUAACCUGUAUCUUCAAUGAGAUGAGCCAUUAUUUUUUUUCUUGGAGAGGUUACUUGCUGAAGUGCGAUGGACAAUCUGAAAGCAUCUCUAGCAGAAAAGAACCUUUCUCGAUCAAGAAAAGCGAGGACAUUCAUAAGAUCUGCUCCACCUUACGAGACGAUGGAACCAUUUUGUUGCUUUGAUGCUUAUGCUGUUACAAGGGAAUGUAGUCUAACAGUCUGCUGACCCCUUCUAUCCUAGAAAUUGAUGUGUAUAUAGGUGUUACUGCCAUAGGAGGGAUAAGAAGGAAGAUCAGUUACAUCUCUUACUGUCGCAUAAGGAUACAGCAGGGGGGCUUAUUGAAAUGUCUGAAUUUCUAAUAGAAAGUCUAAAUUUCUAGCAGAAAGGCCUAGUUAUUACUUUUAGUUUACAAAAAAAGGAACGUCCACUUGGAAGUAGUAUUCAGUAUAUACUAUGGCAGCAGGGAACUUGCCAGUCAGGGGUGUUCUUGAUCUUAUUAUUUUAGUUUCUAUAGUUCAGGCAAUAAUAAUCUUAUAUGAAACCUAAGGUGACCCCUAGCCCCCUCUCCCCUCCAUCCACAUUCCUACAAAGUUUGUGAGUAUUGUGCCUUUUAACCCUUUUUAUACAUUUUACCUUUUAAUUACCAUAUGGUUUAUUGUAACUGUUUUUAUUUUUUACUUGUUUUAAAGAAAUCUAAAUCCUUUUUGCCGGUUUGGUUAGGAUUGUAUAGGAGAUCUGUUUUUGUCAUACAUCAUUUAAGACUAAUAUAUGGACCUUAUGGUGUCACCUGGGGUAGACAUUUCUUAAAGGGGUACUCCGCCCCUAGACAUCUUAUCCCCUAUCCAAAGGAUAGGGGAUAAGAUGUUAGAUCGCCGCAGUGCCACUGCUGGGGACCCCCGCUGCGGCAAUGCGCUAUCAUUACAGCACAGAGCGAGUUCGCUCUGUGCGUAAUGACGGGCGAUACAGGGGACGGAGCAGCGUGACGUCAUGGCUUUGCCCCUCGUGACAUCACGGCCCGUCCCCUUAAUGCAAGUCUAUGGCAGGGGGCGUGACCACCGCCGCGCCCCCUCCCAUAGACUUGUAUUGAAAGGGACCGGCCGUGAUGUCACGAGGGGGCGGAGCCGUGACGUAACUAUGCUCCGGCCCCUGUAUUGCGCGUCAUUACGUGCAGAGCGAUCCCAGUGCUCCCCAGCAGCAGCACCGUGGCGAUCUGACAUCUUAUCCCGUAUCCUUUGGAUAGGGGAUAAGAUGUCUAGGGGCGGAGUACCCCUUUAAAGGAACCCUUCCUCUCUUCCUUGUGCUGUGAUCUGGAAAGACAUACAGAAAAGCAGAUCUCCAGAAUGUGAUGCCUUUAAAAAAAAAAUGUAAAAAAAAGGACAUGUAGCCAAUCCAAAAAAAAAAAAAAAAAGAGAUGUCACCAUCAUUAAAUAGCUUAUGACAUU
Messenger RNA from Hyla sarda, 5171 nucleotides. It is a transcript of the gene ESYT1, whose product is annotated as extended synaptotagmin 1. Gene Ontology annotation, molecular function: lipid binding. The transcript is spliced from 31 exons. Gene Ontology annotation, biological process: lipid transport. Lineage: Eukaryota; Metazoa; Chordata; Amphibia; Anura; Hylidae. The coding region runs from base 523 to 3732 and encodes 1069 amino acids. The record is from RefSeq and is a predicted model, not a curated record.